AACUGUUCUUUUCAUUUAUCAUAGAACGUGUAUAGGUUUAGGUACUAACUGAAGAUACUUCUCCUCACAAAAUGAUGAACGGAGAGCUAUUUGUUGUGGUGUUUUAUUUGUAUAUUUGCGAGGCUACUGCUGUACCCAUUAAAGGAACUUUUACCAAAAACCCGAAAUGGGUUGAAGAAGCUGCACUUCGUCUUGGACAACAUGAACCAUUUUUAAAACUGCUAUUAAAAGAUGAAGGCUUACUGGAUAAAGUAAAAACAUUGAUAUUUGGAGUGCUCUAUGAAUUGGCAAAAGAGAAAGGUCAGAAAAAUGAAAUAGAACUAUUAAAGAAGAAACAUGAAACUGAAAGAAACCAACUAAAAGACAAAAUUCUCGCAAUGAACAUCUCUUUGAUGUUAGUGUACCCGUUCGCAAGAUUACUAUCAUGCAACGAACGUCUUCGAUAUGGCAUGGCGAUAUUUCCAUUGCUGUAUUCGAAUGUAGAAGAUAUAAACCAGGAGUCAGCUGAACUACAUCUAACAGUUAACAAGACGUGGACAAACAGGACGACGAAUUUAACACACAUCGUAUCCAGAAUUUCCAGCAUAAUUAAAAAUGAAUCGACUCUAUCGGAAUUUGAAAAGAUCUGGGAAGCCCUGAAAAAUUUGGACCUUACAAAGCAUACUUACACCAACGGUACAGAUCUUUCCUUACAACUUCUCAAGUUAAAUGACUGUGUGGAUGCUGACUCGGCAUUUAAAUCCUGUAAAUCUGCAGACACAUUUUGGAGAACACUCAGUGUCGAGUCUUUAUCCGAUCAGCAAACCAACUCACUCGCAGACAUUACGAAGUUAUCGCAAAAAAAAUUAGUAGAUCUUCUACCACCAUACUUUGGAGACAGGUUUCAUAAGUUACAAGUGAAGUUAGCAACAGAUUAUAUGGAAAUUGGAGGCGAACCAACACGACUGAAGCAACCAUCCCUGGAACUGGAAAGAUACGAUGUAUGUACUUGGAUACUCCAUAUUGACUAUGAACCGCAAAUCGCCAAUGUUUCGAUGCAGAUGGAAGCAGAGUGGCCACAUCUAACAAGAGCGCAAAGAAUAGACCAAUAUUGUAAAGAGUUUGUACAACUGUACGCUCUUCUUUCCAAAGCAGUUCGUACGUUGCAUAAUGUUCCACUGGAUCCAUCACGUUUUCUAUGGGAAAAGAAAUGCUGGCCUGGAAUAGAGGAUUAUGAAAAGUUCGUAUCGCUGAUUAGUAACAACGGAAACGACAGGAUGGCAUUUGUGGCGAGGACUGCAGUUUCCUUAUGUACUGAAGUAAAGAUGCCUCCGAAGAAAAGCGCUCACGAUUAGUGCGAUAGACAGUGGCGAAAUUACAACUUAAUGUUCUAGUU
Molecule: messenger RNA, 1375 nt
Organism: Planococcus citri (citrus mealybug)
Lineage: Eukaryota; Metazoa; Arthropoda; Insecta; Hemiptera; Pseudococcidae
Exons: 4
Coding region: 72-1334 (420 amino acids)
Source: RefSeq, a predicted model, not a curated record